Messenger RNA from Lathyrus sativus (Indian pea), 2529 nucleotides. The record is from the annotation of a GenBank genome assembly. NCBI's taxonomy places the organism in Eukaryota, Viridiplantae, Streptophyta, Magnoliopsida, Fabales, Fabaceae.
AUGGCAAUGGCUGUUGCUCAGCAACAGAGAGAUAACAGCAUUGAGAGACACAUUGAUUCUUCUGGGAAGUAUGUCCGCUACACUGCUGAACAGAUUGAAGCUUUGGAAAAGGUUUAUGUUGAAUGCUCUAAGCCUAGUUCCUUGAGAAGGCAACAGCUGAUUCGGGAGUGUCCAGUUUUAGGCAACAUUGAGCCUAAGCAAAUCAAGGUUUGGUUUCAGAAUAGAAGGUGUAGAGAGAAGCAGAGAAAAGAGGCUUCUCAGCUUCAGACUGUGAACAGGAAACUAGCGGCAAUGAAUAAGCUGUUGACGGAGGAAAAUGAGCGGUUGCAGAAACAGGUUUCGGAGCUGGUGAAUGAGAAUGGGUUCAUGCGCCAGCAAUUGCAACCCGCCGUCUCAGCAGCUCCAAAUGCUGAUGGCAAUGGCAAUGAUUCUGCGGCUGCUACUCCUCGAAGUACCAUGAGAGAUGCUAAUAGCCCUGCUGGAUUCCAAUCAAUUGCAGAGGAAACAUUGGCAGAGUUCCUUUCAAAGGCUACCGGAACUGCUGUCGAAUGGGUCCAGAUGCCUGGGAUGAAGCCUGGUCCGGAUUCGGUUGGGAUAUUUGCCAUUUCUCAAGGUUGCAACGGAGUGGCAGCUCGAGCCUGUGGUCUUGUUAGUUUAGAGCCUUCAAAGAUUGUGGAGAUCCUAAAAGACCGCUCAACUUGGUUUCGGGAUUGUCGGAGUUCAGAAAUGUUCACAAUGUUCUCAACUGGAAAUGGAGGGACAAUUGAACUUCUUUACACUCAGACAUAUUCUCCAAUGACGCUGUCUACUGCUCGGGAUUUCUGGACUCUAAGAUACACUACAAAUCUUGAAAAUGGAAGUAUUGUGGUUUGUGAAAGGUCACUGUCUGGUUCUGGUGCUGGCCCUAACGCCGCUGCGGCCUCACAGUUUGUGAGAGCUGAAAUGCUCCCUAGUGGCUACUUGGUUCGACCAUGUGAAGGUGGAGGGUCAAUCAUCCACAUUGUAGACCACCUAGACCUACAGGCAUGGAGUGUUCCUGAAGUGCUGCGGCCAUACUAUGAAUCAUCAAAAAUGGUAGCUCAGAGAAUGACGAUUUCUGCACUUCGCUAUAUCAAGCAAAUAGCGCAAGAAACAAGUGGUGAGGUGGUAUAUAGCAUGGGCAGGCAACCUGCUGUUUUGAGAACUUUUAGCCAGCGGUUGAUCAGAGGAUUCAACGAUGCUGUCAAUGGAUUCAAUGAUGAUGGCUGGUCUGUUGUGCACUGUGACGGCGACGGGGGUGUUACUAUUUCAGUAAACUCAAUCAAGAACUUGAGCAGCACUUCUAAUCCAGCAAGUUCCCUUUCACUCCUUGGAGGAAUUGUCUGUGCCAAAGCUUCUAUGUUACUCCAAAACACCACUCCCGCUGUUUUAGUUCGUUUUCUGAGGGAACAUCGCUCAGAGUGGGCCGAUUUUAGUGUUGACGCCUUUUCGGCUGCAUCGCUUAAAGCUGGCACCUAUGGCUAUCCUGGAAUGAGGUCAACGAGGUUCACCGGCAAUCAAGCAAUCAUGCCUCUUGGACAGACAAUUGAACAUGAAGAGAUGCUAGAAAUUAUCCGCCUUGAAGGCCAUGCUCUUGGUCAAGAAGAUUCUUUUGUUUCGAGGGAUGUUCAUCUCUUACAGUUAUGUAAUGGAAUUGAUGAGAAUGCCGUGGGAGCUUGUUCCGAGCUCAUAUUUGCUCCAAUUGACGACAUGUUCCCAGAAGAUGCUCCAUUGGUGCCGUCUGGUUUCCGCAUUGCCCUGUUGAAUUCACAACCAGGCGAUAAAAAUAAUGCCAUGACAGCAAAUCGAACCUUGGAUUUGACAUCUGGUCUUGAAAUAGGCACGACAACAACUCAUGCCACUGGUGACGUAUCGUGUCCUAACAAUCGAUGCGUGUUGACUGUUGCCUUCCAGUUUCCUUUUGAGAGCGGUCUGCAGGAUAAUGUUGCAGCCAUGGCAAGUCAGUAUGUCCGUCGCGUGAUUUCCGCCGUGCAGGCAGUUGCCAUUGCUAUAUCUCCAUCCAAUACUAACCCAUCCGUUGGAGCAAAACUCUCCCCUGGCUCUCCAGAAGCCCUUACACUAGCUCAAUGGAUCUCCAAGAGCUACCGUAAUUGUUUCGCGACGGAGCUGCUGAGAUCUGAAUCUCUUACCGGUGAUAUGGUACUGAAACAUUUGUGGCAUCAUCCAGAUGCUAUUUUAUGCUGUUCUUUGAAGACGGUACCUGUAUUCAUCUUCGCAAACCAGGCUGGCCUUGACAUGCUGGAAACGACACUAGUGGCUCUACAAGACAUCUCCCUGGACAAAAUAUUCGACGACCCCGCUCGCAAGAAUUUGAUUGGGUAUUUCGCCAAACUAAUGCAGCAGGGCUUUGCUUGUAUGCCAGCUGGGAUCUGCAUGUCAACAAUGGGGCGGCACGCGUCAUAUGAUCAAGCUGUCGCGUGGAAAGUGCUUGCCGAAGACAACAGUGUUCACUGUUUGGCUUUCUCUUUCAUGAAUUGGUCAUUUAUUUGA